Molecule: messenger RNA, 4715 nt
Organism: Balaenoptera ricei (Rice's whale)
Lineage: Eukaryota; Metazoa; Chordata; Mammalia; Artiodactyla; Balaenopteridae
Gene: AP5B1
Product: adaptor related protein complex 5 subunit beta 1
Exons: 4
Coding region: 774-3407 (877 amino acids)
Biological process (GO): endosomal transport
Cellular component (GO): lysosomal membrane; AP-type membrane coat adaptor complex
Source: RefSeq, a predicted model, not a curated record
GGUGACACACCCCGUUGCCUCCCCUGCGCCGCGGCUCGGACCGGUGGAGGGGAGGGCGGCACCGCGCGGGCCCGCGCGCCUCGGACAGGCCUGCCCCCCGCCCCGCCGGGGUCCUGGGAACGGCUGUCGCCCCCACCUGGCAGCCCCCGCGCCCACCCCCGCCCCCGCUUGGCCGCUCCUUCCGCCGGCCCUGCCCUCCCCUCCCCCCGCGCCCGGGGUCGGCCGCGCCGCGGGCUAACGGGGCAGCGGCCGCUUAAAUAUUAAAUCGGGCGCCCCAGCUGCGCCCGCCGCCGGGCUCCGCGCCACUGCGCCCCGCACGCCGGCCGCUCGACGGGGCCCCGCCGCCCUCUCGGCGGCGCGGGGCUCGGGGCGCGCGGACUGGGCGCCUCACCUGGCACGUAGAUCUCGCCGCGCUCCUCGUCGGGGAGCUCGCUCCAGUUCCUCCUGCACGUGGAGACGCACGGUUUCUUCACCAGAAACGCGCGGGGCAUUUUCGAACCCUCCUCGCCGGGUACCGGCCGCUUCCGUAACUAGAGCCGGAGCCGUCCCACCUUUCCCUGGCCGGGCUGGAGGCGGGCGGGGGUGGGGGUAGGGGAGCAGGUCGGAGAAGAAGUCGCCAAAGCGUCCUGCGUUGCGCCGGGAGGCCGUGCGCGGGACGGCGCGCGCCCGUUUCAACCCCGCGGAGCUGUCGCCGUCCUCCGUCUGAACGAGGUCCCCUGCAGCCAGGUGCACCGGACGGCGGAGGAAGCGGCAGGGACUUGGCGUGCCUGACCAUGGGGCCCACGAGCCGGGAAACCUGGGCCCAGCGCCUGGGCACCUUCCGGGCCAGCCCGUCCGCCUUCAUGGCAGGUCCUGAGGGUGAGGAUCUGGGUCGUCACCUGCUGAGCGACCUGAGGAGUGAGAAGCUGAGCGAGCCGACUAAGGUUUCCUUGCUGGCUCUGAGCUUGGAGUACCCAGCCCAGCUGUGGCCGGACGCUCCUGCGGCCGAAGCAGCUGCCACCUCCCUGUUGGAUACCCUGGUCCUUCUACCCCCGCGGCCCUCGGCUCUGCGGCGGCCCCUUCUGCUGGCGGCCACCACAGCCUUGGCGGCAGGAGGUGCGCUGGGCCCCACCUCGGGAGCCUCCCGCCGGCUCUUGCCGCUGCUGCUGGGCUUGGCCUCGGGCCGCGAUUUGGGGCGAAGCUUUGGCCCUGCCUCGGAACAGCGCCCCCUGCAGGCCACAGCGUGGGAGUGCCUGCGGGAGCUGGAGAGCUGCAAGCCUGGGCUGCUGGGGGGCUGUCUGGGGCUGCUGCGGGGCCUGCUGGGGCAGGAGGGCCCUGUACAGCCACUCAGCCUGCUGCUGGCACUUGCCCUGCGAAACGCCUUGGUGAUACAAGCCAGGGCCAGGGUGGGCCUGCAGGGCCUGCUCGUGGCUGGGGACUGUCCCACUGAGGGUGGUUCCUGGAACUGGAUGCUAGCUGAGGAGGGUGAUGCCCACCUUCAGCCCCAGGCACCCAGUUGGCCAGCAGCUGAUGGGGGGGAGUGUUGCCUUGCCACGCUGGAGCUCAGUCCUGAGGAGGCCCGGGAGCUGCGGGCUGCUGUGGCCCAGCUUCUGGACGCCUCCUACCUGCUCACUCCUGUGGCCCAGGCCCAGCUUCUGUGGCUGCUGGGCUGGGCCCUGCGGGGUCUUCGGGGACAGCCACCAGUGCUCUUCAAGCCACAGCUGGUACGGCUGCUGGGCACAGCACAGCUGACGCUGCUGCAUGCCGUUCUGGCUCUGAAGGCGGCCUUUGGUGAGGCACUGUUCACAGCCCAGGAUGAGGCCUUGCUGCUUCGCCGGCUCACCUUGGCUGCCCAGCACCCGGCCCUGCCCCUGCCCGCCCAUCUCUUCUACCUGCACUGCCUCUUGAACUUCCCUGAGAACUGGCCGCUGGGCCCCGCAGGCGAGGAGGCUGCCCCGCUAUUGCUGGGGUCCCAGCUAUGCCGUGGCCUCCUGCCCAGUCUUCUGCAUGACCCGAUGGACCUCUUGGCCCGCCUGCAUCUGCUGUGCCUGCUCUGUGUGGAAGACGAAGAAAAGGAGGAGAAGGGCCAGGAUCAGAGCCCCCGGCGGUACCUGGAGGAGCUACUGGCUGGCCUGCGGCAGAGGGCAGCCCUGGGUGGUGGCCCCCGGGCCUUAGCCACUCUUUGCUUCCAGGCCUCAUACCUCGUUGCUCGCUGCCUGGCCGGGCAACCUGCGGUGCUGACACCCUUGACCCACGGACUGGCCCAGCUGUACCGAGCCCGGCCUGCACUGGCUCCCCAUUUCGUGGAUCUCUUGGAUCGGGUGGGCCCUGAGCUGGGGGAACCCUUGAAGGUGGUCUUGCGGCGGGAGGUGGUGUCCAGGCCAGGCAGGGAUGAGGCCCUUCGUUGGCACCUGCAGAUGCUGGCAAGGGUGGCAGAUGGGGAUGCCCAGAGUGCCACCCUCGGCUUCCUGCAGGCUGCAGCUGCCCGCUGCACGGACUGGGGCCUCCAGCAGGCCCUCCUGCAGGUCUGCCGGGCCCUGCUGCGGGCAGGUGUUGGGGGAGGCCUGGCGGACUUGCUGCAGGUCCUGGCCAGGCAGCUGGAGGACCCUGAUGGGCGGGACCACGCGCGCCUCUACUACAUCCUCCUGGCCCACCUGGAAGAGCCCAAGCUGGGGGUGGCCCUGGGCCCCUCCCUGGCCGCACCUGCACUGGCCUCUUCACUGGUGGCCGAGAACCAGGGCUUUGCUGCAGCGCUGAUGGUGCAGGAGGCCCCGGCCCCGAUUCGGCUAAGCGUGGGUCCCCACAGAGCCAAGGGCCCAGCCCCAGUGCUGCAGCUCCAGGUGGAGGUGCUGGAGCAGGUGUAUUCUCUGGAACUGCGCUUCCGUGUGGAAAGACAGCUCUAUGCACCCUUGGGGGCUGUGCACGUGCCCUGCCUGUGCCCCGGCCGUCCCAUCCGCCCUCUGCUGCUGCCUCUGCAGCCCCGACGCCCGGCUCCCGCGAGGCUGGCUGUGCGCGCCCUGUACACCACACCCAGCGGCCUCACCUGCCACGCUCACCUGCCACCCCUUCUCGUGAACUUCGCUGACCUCUUUCUGCCUUUCCCCCAGCCCCCCGAAGGGGCCAAGCUGGGCUUCUUUGAGGAGCUCUGGGACUCCUGCCUGCCAAAGGGCACCGAGAGUCGUUUGUGGUGCCCUCUCGGGUCACACGGGCUGGAGGCAUUGGUGUCCCGCCACCUGGAGCCCUUUGUGGUGGUGGCCCAACCCCCGACCAGCUACCUUAUAGCCAUCCGUCUGCCCCCAGACUCGCGGUUGCUGCUGCGGCUGGAAGCAGCCCAGGCGGACGGAGUGCCUGUGGCCCUGCGGACUGAUGACUGGGCCGUGCUGCCUCUGGUGGGGGACUACCUCCGGGGGCUGUCAGCGGCUGGCUGAGCCCCAGGGCCAGGCCAGAGCCCAUGAGCCACAACUACCGAGCCCACGUGUAACAACUACUGAAGCCCGCUCUCUGCAACAAGAGAAGCCACCGCAAUGAGAAGCCCACGCACCGCAAUGAAGAGUAGCCCCUGCUCACCGCAACUAGAGAAAGUCCACGCAGCAACAAAGACCCAACGCAGCCAAUAAAUACAUAAAUAAACAACAUUACUCAUUAAAAAAAAAAAAGAUUAUAGAAUAUUGUAUCCAUCAAGAGAAGAAUACAUGUUCUUCUCAAGUGCACGUGGAACAUCCACUGCGACAGACCACAUUUUGGGCCAUAAAGCACACCUUAGCAAAUUUAAAAGAACAGAAAUCUGCUUUUGGACCACAAUGGAAUUAAAGUAGAAAUCAAUGACAGAAUGAUAGCUGGAAAAUUCCCAAGUAUUUGGAGAUUAAGCAACAUACUUCUGUAUAACACAUGGGUCAAGGAAGCCCCAUGAGAAAUUUUAAAAUAUCCUGAGCUAAAUGAAAAUGAAAAUACAACUUGUCAAAAUCUGUGUGAUUCAGUGAAAGCAAUACUUGGAGCGAGGUUUGUGGCAUUAAAUGAAUAUAUUAGAAAAGAAGAAAGAUAUAAAAAUCAAUAAUCUAACCUUUUACUUUAGGAUACUAGAGAAAGAAGAGUAAUAUGAGCCUACAGCAAGUAGAGGAAGAUGAAUAAAAAUUAGAGCAGAAAUCAGUGAAAUUGACAGGAGGAAUUCAACAGAGAAAAUCGAUGAAACCAAAAGCUGGUUCUAUGAAAAGAUCAGUAAAAUUGAUAAGCCUCUAGCCAGGCUAACUAAGAAAGAAGAGAGAGGACACAAAUUAUUAAUACCAGAAAUAAAAGAGGGAUCAUCACUACUGAGCCCAUGGACAUUAAAGGGAUAAUAAGUAUUAUGAACAAUUCCGUGCCCACAAUCUGAUAAAUGAAAUGGACCAAUUCCUUGAACGAUGCAAAGUAACAAAACUUACACAAAGGAAAAUAAUCUGAAUAGAGCUAUAUCUCGAGAAAGUGAGUCAAUAAUUAACAGUUGGGCUUCCCUGGUGGCGCAGUGGUUGAGAAUCUGCCUGCCAAUGCAGGGGACAUGGGUUCAAGCCCUGGUCUGGGAAGAUCCCACAUGCCGCGGAGCAACUCGGCCCGUGAGCCACAACUACUGAGCCUGCGCGUCUGGAGCUUGUGCUCUGCAACAGGAGAGGCCGCGACAGUGAGAGGCCCGCGCUCCGCGAUGAAGAGUGGCCCCCGCUCGCCGCAACUAGAGAAAGCCCUCGCACAGGAACGAAGACCCAACA